Molecule: messenger RNA, 1373 nt
Organism: Vavraia culicis subsp. floridensis
Lineage: Eukaryota; Fungi; Microsporidia; Pleistophoridae
Exons: 1
Coding region: 292-1149 (285 amino acids)
Molecular function (GO): catalytic activity
Source: RefSeq, a predicted model, not a curated record
AAAUUGGCGAUGUCCAUGCAAUGGGCAAGGCCGUUUGUUUAUUUCUGGAUGGUGAUAAAUUAGCGGUUCGUGAUUGUGCCGUGUGGAAUAUCCGCGUUGCCGGCCCGUGGCGGCUCUUCUGCGCUGUUCUCUCAUUUUGCUGCGGAUUCUCCGUUUUCUCGUUGCUGUCGCAAAAAUGCACGUGCCGCAUUGACCAAACGUGCGAUUUGUCCAAUUCACGGGCGUUCGUCUUUCUUCGGAGUGCUGAAGGUACAUUUUUAAAUUCAGCGGCGUGCCCCACCGUUUUUUACGAUGAUAAUAGCGAAGCUGAGGUCGCCUCAGAAACGGCCAUUGCUGAUGAAGGCCUCCGUUGUGCGUGUCCCGCAGUCCGGUGUUCACGUCUUUAUCGCAUGCAUUAGGAACAACGAGGCGUGCAGAGUGCCCAGGCACCUUAAACGAGUGAACAAGAUAGGCGAUGGAAGCGCGCUGGUGCUUUAUGGAAUGGGGGAGUUGAGCGGCUUCAUAGUUGUUGAUGUUCCGGCUGACUACCCAGCAAGUCGUGAUGAGCAUGCUGUUUACAACAAGAUGUGGCCGUGCUACUACCAUCCUGUGCGUGAAGAGAAGGUGGAUGAAGAGUAUGUUAGCAGCUGUUACACGAGGAUGCUGAGCGAGAUGAGGGGGAGCAAAGCGGAUAGAGAAGUGCAGGCUGGCAGGGAGGAUUGUGGUACGGGGUGCAGAGCGGUGCAAGGCGAUGCGCACGAAAAAAGCGAUACGAGCGUAGAUCAUGGAGGAGCAGGUGCGAAGGAUUGUACCAGGCCGGCCAGUCAGCCUGCUAAGGACGGUGGAACAGCAUGUGCAUGCAUCUGCUUGAUAGCAAAUCCUGCAAACAGGCGGAUAUUGGCGGUGGAGAGGGACAGGGAUGACAUCCUUAGCCACGGCAUCCUCAGCGCCGUCACGGCUGUUUCGCAGCUGCAGAUUGACUACCUGUGCACGGGACUGGACGCGUUUGUUCUGAACGAGCCCUGCUUGUCGUGCAGCAUGGCGUUUGUGCACGGCAGAAUACGGCGCGUGUUCUACGUGCAUGACGGCACGGGCACGUACAGCAAGCUGCGAAUCCACGGGUUCAAACGAUUCAACCACAGAUACGCCGUCUACAAGCUGUCCGAGUAGCGGCACAGCGGUUUGUUCCUCACCCGUCGUAUCAAAGCUGCCGCUGUUUCCCACACUCUGCUGUGUUUCACUUCUUAUGGCAGAUUCUGCAGGUGCAACCGCUCCCUGCUCGUAAAACAGAAUAUUUGCGGCAUUGUGAUCAAUAAAUUUGUUCUUGUGCUGUGAACAUCUUUACGCAGCAGGCGACACGCGCACUGAUCGCUGUGCUGAACUGUUCGUCCGUU